Molecule: messenger RNA, 2146 nt
Organism: Leptinotarsa decemlineata (Colorado potato beetle)
Lineage: Eukaryota; Metazoa; Arthropoda; Insecta; Coleoptera; Chrysomelidae
Product: Rho-type guanine nucleotide exchange factor
Cellular component (GO): cytoplasm
Molecular function (GO): protein binding; guanyl-nucleotide exchange factor activity
Source: RefSeq, a predicted model, not a curated record
AAAUGCAAAUAUUGGGAUAAGCAUGAACGAGCCUGUAUCGUAUUGUUUUUUCUAUACAAAAUUGAAAUUUAUGUAAUCCCAGAGUUUUGCAUCGCCACCUUGCGAAAAGCGUGUCUGUGAUCAUUGUUUAUUUAUUGUCCCAUUUAUAGGUUAUAUUUUUAUUAAUCUAUUUUUGAUAUGAUCAACAUUUUAGAUCACCGUAUCUUAUCAUAAUUACCUUCAAUUCAAUAGUACGAAGUGAAUACUUUACUUAUUUCAAAUAUGGUAAUUUCAUGAAAUUAUUAAUUUAUUAAUGGAAUCAGCAUGGCCAAUGAACCCUUGGUAGUACAGGCUAUUUAUUCUUAUAAGAGGAGUAAUAAUGAUGAGCUAUGUUUCAAGAAAGGCGAUAUCAUUACCGUUACUCAAAAAGAUGAUGGUUGGUGGGAAGGCACCCUAAAUGGAGAAACAGGAUGGUUUCCCAGUAAUUAUGUCAAGGAGUGCAAAGAUGCUCCUAAGCCCAUUAUAAAUCAACAAAAUCAGUACAAAAGUGUUGUGUUAAAAGAUCUUAUAGAUUCAGAAAAAGCACAUGUUACUGAACUAGAGGGACUUGUGACUAACUUCCUACAACCUCUAGAAAAAAGUUCAAUUUUGACAUGUGACGAAUAUAAACAAUUGACGGGAAAUAUAACAGAGGUAUUGGAAACCCAUCAGCAGCUGUUGAAUCUGAUAGAAAUAGAAUCUAAUAAACCUGGAUACGAACAGAAGGUUGGCAAGUUAUUUCUCACAUGGGCUCCAAGAAUUAAAAAUGUUCAUCAGACGUAUUGCUCCUUGCAUCCAAGGGCAGUGUGUAUUCUCGAUAAAUAUCGAGAAGAUCUCACCAAAUAUAUGGAAUCCAAGGGCGCAACAAGUCCUGGUGUUCUAGUAUUAACUACAAUGUUGAGUAAACCUUUCAGAAGGUUGGAUAAAUACUCUGGAAUGAUGCAGGAAUUAGAAAGACAUGUGGAAGAAUGUCAUCCAGAUAGGGGUGAUACUCAGAGAUCUGUCAGUAUAUAUAAAGAUAUUGCGUCGUCUUGCUCAGCUACCAGGAGACAGAAAGAAUUGGAGCUACAAGUUUUAACAGGACCUGUAAGGGGUUGGGAAGGUCCUAGCCUAACCACACUUGGAGAUAUCAUAUACAUGGGAUCAGUCGCUGUGGGUCCUCAACAUCAUGAUAGAUACUUUGUAUUAUUUCCAUCCACUUUGGUCAUACUAUCUGUCAGUCACAGGUUGAGUGCUUUCAUUUAUGAGGGAAAAUUAUUUUUAUCUGGCUUGAUGAUUAAUAGACUUGAAGACACCGAUCAGUAUAAAAACGCCUUCGAAAUCAGCGCACCCAUGAUAGAUAAAAGAGUUGCCGUUUGUCAGAGUAAGGAAGAAGCUGAUCAUUGGGUAGAGUUACUAUGUAAACACAUGCCGAGAAGUUCAACUGCUUCAAAUAUUAGUCAGAAAGUAUCACCAUCUCAGGCACAGUUUGUUCCACAGCCACCACCUCAUACGUCUCCACUAGUAGCCGGAGGCGUGACAAACCACCACAGUAACCGCCAAGGAGGAAUCAAUACCCGCUCAUCCACUCCAACCCCACAACUUCACCAUGGUACCACCGUCUCUUCACGCGGUUGGUCAUCGAUCUGCUUGAGACCCACCCCGCCUCUACGCCCCUGCCUCGCCCUUGGUACUUCUCCGAAUGGACCCUAUUCGAGGUACAGCCGUAAACCUAUGAGCUACAAGGAAGAUGGUUUGAUCCUUGAUGUCAUUGAAGCAUAUUGUUCAGUUACCAAACUCAGAAGCACUGUUAAUUCAGUGAAUGUGAUGGAGGGUUCAAAAUCUGAAUUCAACAAAGCCAUCCCAGAAGCUAUUCAGCAGCUUCAAUCAAAGCUGAGUAUCCUGGAGUACAAAGUAGCUGCCCUGACGUCCCAAUUGGGUGACGAGAAAGAUGCAAGAUGCACUUUGCAAAAUAUCGUUAGGACUUUUUUAACUUCUAGCUCAAAGGAAUAUGACAGUAUUGAAUGGCCCACAAUGGAGACUAAUAUUUAGUAAAUAUAAAAUUAUGUAACACCAACUGAUUCAUUUGCAUGAAAUUGUAUAGUAUUUUAUUAUAUCUAUAAUUUUCCAAUAAAGAAUUGAAUGAAAA